Chironomus riparius is the source of this 1181-nucleotide messenger RNA. NCBI's taxonomy places the organism in Eukaryota, Metazoa, Arthropoda, Insecta, Diptera, Chironomidae. The record is from the annotation of a GenBank genome assembly.
CAGCAAGAAAAAAUUUUAGAUUAUUAAAAAAAAUUGAAAUUUUGUGAAAUAAUGGAAAAUCAGCUCGAGUCAAAGCUCCAAAAUAUAGCUAUAACAGAAUCGAAUUCUAAUCAUAUAAUAGACAAAAGUAGUCAUAAUGUAAAAUUAUCCAAAAUCGAGAAAAAUUGCUCAUUGGAGAAAAAGGAAAAUGGUCAUAUAGAAUCAAAUAAUGAGGAGUUUAUAAUCAAUAAUGAUUCCUAUUCGUCGUGUAAAAAGAGCACAUCUGACAAUGAGGAAUCGACAGAGUUAAGUGAAUUAUCGCCUGUAGAAAUUCCUAUAAAUGAUACUAAAUCCUGUCCGUUGAUUCAAGAAUAUGAAGUUGUAGAAAUGUUAAGAGAACUUUCGGACCAAACAUCAGAAACAAUUAAAAUCACAUAUAAAGUCUACGAAUCAGAGCUGGAACUACCGAGUAUAAUGAAGCUAAUACAAAAGGAUCUUUCUGAACCAUACUCGAUCUAUACUUAUCGUUACUUUAUUCACAAUUGGCCCAAACUUUGCUAUCUAGCUAUUCACGAGAAUAAAUGUAUUGGAUGUAUUGUAUGUAAGCUCGAUAUUCAUAGGCAAAUGAUAAAACGUGGAUACAUAGCAAUGCUGGCUGUUGACAAAGAUUACCGUAAGCUUAAAAUUGGCACCACAUUAGUCCAGAAAGCAAUUCGAGUCAUGAUCGCAAAUCAAGCAGAUGAGGUAGUACUGGAGACAGAAAUCACGAAUCAACCUGCACUCAAACUGUACGAAAAUCUUGGGUUUGUUCGCGACAAGCGAUUAUUUCAUUACUAUCUAAAUGGGGUGGAUGCUUUGCGCUUAAAACUCUGGUUCAGAUGAAUAAAUGUACUUUAGUAAUGCUACACAAUAUCCUUAAAUAAGAAAAACUUGUAAAGAGAAUGAAACUUACCAAAAUAUUGAUGUGCAAAUCAUCCCCUCUCCCCUUCCUAUAUUGUCUAAUAGUCCCUACCUACAUGAGUGAAUCAUAUUUUAAAAUCGCUCGGAAUGAUCAUAAGCCCAACUAUACAUGCAACAUAACUUAUAAGUGAUACAGCCCCAAGUAGCUGGAAUGUGGAAUGCAUUUUCAGUGAACAAUUUAAGUUAUUGAUGAAAAAUAAUAAAAUUACAAAAAGGAAAACACGAAAUUUGAUAAUGACAAA